AUGAGUACGAAUGAUCCGCUGUACGGAUACCUCGUAGCUUCUACCACACCGAGCUCAACCACUCGGCUCGCCAUAGAUACAAGCGAAGUUACGUCCGACUUCGCACGAACGACAAUUUUUGUGUCAUUGAUCCCUGUCCAAACCCUCUCCUCUACUUUCAAAACCACGACCGCGGAAAUAUUCUCAUCCUCAUCUUCGACGUCAGUACCAGCGCCCACUACUACACCCGGCGCUACACACAGCAGUUCAGGGCUAGACACCGAAGUAAAAGGCGCAAUCAUCGGCGCAUGCGCAGGAGCCGGCGUCCUCUUGGGCGGAAUCAUCAUCUUACUCCUCUAUCUCCGCUCGAAGCGACGCAAAAGCAGGACUGGAACAAAUGGCCAAGAGCAGUCUCAAGGUACUGGCCCGGAAAGCGAGGAGAAGAUAUCAUAUCGACAUGUUGAAGGAGUUUCUGAACUGGAAUCGCCACUUUACCCCAUGCACGCGGAUUCGGGAAAUGGUCCCAUCAACGCCGUCGUUUCUGAAUUGGAGUCUCCCCUCCACUCACCUGACCAGGGUGGAGCGUUGCAACCUCAGGCUCCCACGGAACUUCCGGCUAUUCAAGAUUCAGUUGAGACAGAGGAUCGUGCAGGUGACAAGAAGUGA
Trematosphaeria pertusa is the source of this 645-nucleotide messenger RNA. RefSeq lists its product as uncharacterized. The record is from RefSeq and is a predicted model, not a curated record. NCBI's taxonomy places the organism in Eukaryota, Fungi, Ascomycota, Dothideomycetes, Pleosporales, Trematosphaeriaceae. The transcript has a single exon. Bases 1 to 645 code for a protein of 214 amino acids.